This is a messenger RNA of Effrenium voratum, 2214 nucleotides long. NCBI's taxonomy places the organism in Eukaryota, Dinophyceae, Suessiales, Symbiodiniaceae. The record is from the annotation of a GenBank genome assembly.
AUGGACGCUGAACAUGGUCGAGCCCUGGAGGAGCUGGCAACAAGCUGGCUGAAUGCGAUGCCUGACCGGGCAUUGCAGAUUGUGCGGGGCCACCGGCUGGACGUGUCUAAGAACUUCCUGUGGUUGAAGGAGGUAUGCCUCCUGUCGCCGGCCAAGGUGCCGUCCGGCUUUUUUGUCGCGGACGCCUUGUUGCUGCUAGACAAGUUCUUGGAAGAGGGCCUCCUUGUUCCUACAUCUGAGGACACCAAAGCUACUCUUGCCUUGGCAGAGGCUGAGUCGGGCGUCGCAGACGAGGGCGGGGAUGCGGACGAGGGCAACGACGAGGGCAACGACGAGGGCAAGAGCGCUGGCGAGGACGAGGGCAACGGCAAGAGCGCUGGCGAGGACAAGGACGACGGCGAGAGCAAGGGCGCUGGCGAGGACGAGGGCAACGGCAAGAGCGCUGGCGAGGACGAGGACGACGGCGAGAGCAAGAGCGCUAGCGAGGACGAGGGCAACGGCAAGAGCGCUGGCGAGGACGAGGACGGCGGCGAGAGCAAGAGCGCUAGCAAGGACGAGGGCAACGGCAAGAGCGCUGGCGAGGACGAGGACGGCGGCGAGAGCAAGAGCGCUAGCGAGGACGAGGGCAACGACGAGAGCAAAAUCGACGGCGAGGGCAAUGACAAGGCGAGCGAGGCAGCUGGAGAUGGACAGCUGGAGCGCUACCAAGCGUUCUGGCGCCGCUUUGCCACGCACCAGCGCAAGGGCUCGCAGCUCAUCCCACUCCCGGAGACCGAGCCAACGCGCAGCGGCGACAAGCACGCUGACCAUGCAGACAGCGACCAGGACAUGGGCGAGCAGUCCUCCAACUCUGACUCCGACAGCACCUACACUGACGACUCCGUCACAAAGUCACCUUGCGCGCCCCGGUCCUGGAGCAAUUGCAUGUGCUGCCGCCCAGUUGGCCCUGACGGGCAGAUGGCUUGGAAAGCCUACAGCGAAAAGCUGGACCGUUCGCCACAGAGCUCUGAGCCAGACGUGUCAAUGUCUGACUCUGAGAGCGAUGCUGCAGAAGCUGCCGACGCAGAGCAGACCUUUCAUGAUGCGACUACGACCGUGCCUGCGUCCAGCGCUAGCCCUUCUCAGAAGAACGCUGGCGUGGUUAGCGGCGACGCUGUGAUGCUUACUCCGGCCUGCAAGGCGCCUGCCUUUGUCGGCGCUGCGGAGGUGCCCACGCCGCCCAAGCCCGUCUUCAAGGCUCUUCGCUACUUCAAAGCGCCGGAGCCGGUGAAGGGUGCCCUGAAGCCUGCGAAGAAGCAGGCCUACACGUUUGACUUCGACAAGAAAACCUAUGCCAGCUAUGACGUGUCCAUGCUUCCCCCUCAGAGCCACCCCCUCCGCGAUCACUCAUACUAUGGAGCGCAUAGUUACACACUGAGCGCCGGAGUCGGCCUGGCGCCUUGCCGCGCUCCCCUGCUGGCAAUGGGCCCCAGAAAAGCCAAGAAGCCCAUCAAAAAGCAGACGCUCAGGGAUGCGAAGAGAGUCCCGCUCAGCCUCGUGAGUCCGCAGCCGGCCCGCUCGAUGCGCGACAAGCAGCGCAAGUGGACCAUGCACGGACUAUCUUUGCUGGGGGCCCCGCAGGUCCUGUCAGUGCUGGCUGCGCUGAUCUUCGCUCUUCCUGGCUUGAACUGGAACUGGCCGAGCGACCACGUAGAGCUGUUCAGUGGACAGGCAGCGGUCAGCCGCGCAGAGAUUGAGGAGGGUCGGACCGCUAUGGCCUAUGAUGUGGAAUAUGAUCCCGAGAUGAUGAACAUUUUGGGCACCAAGGGCUACAUCCACGCCUGCUUCCAGAUACUGAACUUAAAGCGAGGAGGUCACUUGACCCUCGCACCUGUGUGUUCUAGUUGGGUGUACCUGAGUCGAGGAUCCACUGGCAGGAGCCGAUCCCGGCCAGAAGGAUCUCCUUACUCUCCCAGCGCGGUAGCUGGCAACACUAUGCUUUACCGCUGUGUCAUUUUGAUUCUAUUGGCCUCGAGCCGUGGGAUUUGGUGGUGCCUGGAGCAACCACGUGGAUCCCUCAUGCAAUUCCAUCCUGCCAUGCAGAUCCUGAUGAAGAAACAGAAAGUGGUGCGCAAGUUCUUGAAUAUGUGCGACUUUAAUGGGGCCUCGCAGAAGCCCACUUGGCUUUACAGCAGCCCCUCUGCGCUGUUUGAAACUCUUUCCAUCUCACUUUGA